CUUAGCCCAGGUGCUGGGGUGAGGUACCAAAGGUUCCCUAUAAAGUGCUGGGGCUCUGGGCUGUGGCCACUCACCCUCCGGCUCCUGGCCUGCUGCAGCUUUGAGGCACCGCCCGGCGGCCACCAUGGUGAGGCUCGUGCUGCCCAACCCGGGCCUGGAGGACCGGAUCCUGUCCCUGGACCAGCUGGAGAGCAUCGAGGAGGAGGAGGCCAGCUCCCGGCCCAAGUGGGACAACAAGGCCCAGUACAUGCUCACCUGCGUGGGCUUCUGCGUGGGCCUGGGCAACGUGUGGCGUUUCCCGUACCUGUGCCAGAGCCAUGGUGGAGGGGCCUUUAUGAUCCCCUUCCUCAUCCUGCUGGUCGUGGAGGGGAUGCCAUUGCUGUACCUGGAGUUUGCCAUUGGGCAGAGGCUGCGGAAGGGGAGCGUGGGCAUCUGGAGCUCCAUUCACCCGAUCCUGAAGGGUGUAGGCAUCGCGUCCAUGUUCGUGUCCCUCAUGGUGGGCCUCUACUACAACACCAUCAUUGCCUGGGUCAUGUGGUACUUCUUCAACUCCUUCCAGGACCCUCUGCCGUGGAGCCAGUGCCCGCUCAACGAGAACCAGACUGACUACGUGGAAGAGUGUGCCCGCAGCUCCCCCGUGGACUACUUCUGGUACCGGGAGACCCUCAACAUCUCCACCUCCAUCAACGACUCGGGCUCUGUGCAGUGGUGGAUCCUGCUCUGCCUGACCUGCGCCUGGAGUGUGCUCUACGUGUGCACCAUCCGUGGCAUCGAGACCACCGGGAAGGCUGUGUACAUCACCUCGACGCUGCCCUAUAUCGUCCUGACCGUCUUCCUCAUCCGGGGCCUGACGCUGAAGGGAGCCACCAACGGCAUCGCCUUCCUCUUCACACCGAACGUCGAGGAGCUGGCCAAACCGACCACCUGGCUGGACGCAGGGACCCAGGUCUUCUUCUCCUUCUCGCUGGCCUUUGGGGGCCUCAUCUCCUUCUCCAGCUACAACUCUGUCCACAACAAUUGCGAGAAGGACUCGGUGAUCGUGUCCAUCAUCAAUGGCUUCACGUCCGUGUUCGCAGCCACGGUGAUCUACUCCGUCAUCGGUUUCCGCGCCACCGAGCGCUACGAUGAGUGCUUCAGCACGAAUAUCCUGACGCUCAUCAACGCGUUCGAUCUGCCCGAAGGCAACGUGACGCAGGAGAACUUUGAGGAGAUGCAGCGAUGGUGCAACGCCACUGACCCCGCGGCCUACGCCAAGCUGAGUUUCCAGACCUGCGACUUGAACUCCUUCCUCUCCCAGGGCGUGGAGGGCACCGGGCUGGCCUUCAUUGUCUUCACCGAGGCCAUCACCAAGAUGCCGGUGUCCCCGCUGUGGUCUGUGCUCUUCUUCAUCAUGCUCUUCUGCCUGGGCCUGUCGUCCAUGUUCGGGAACGUAGAAGGUGUGGUCGUGCCCCUGCAGGACCUCAAGGUCAUCCCCAAAAAGUGGCCCAAGGAGCUGGUCACAGGCCUCCUCUGCUUGGGGUCCUAUCUCAUCACCUUUGUCUUCACGCUGAACUCGGGCCAGUACUGGCUCUCCCUGAUGGACAACUACGCUGGCUCCAUCCCCCUGCUCAUCGUGGCCUUCUGUGAGAUGUUCUCCGUGGUCUACGUGUACGGUGUGGACAGGUUCAACAGGGACAUCGAGUUCAUGGUCGGCCACAAGCCCAACAUCUUCUGGCAAGUCAUGUGGAGACUGGUCAGCCCGCUGAUCAUGCUGGUCAUCUUCCUGGCCUUCUUCGUGGUCGAGGUCACCAAGGAGCUGACAUACAGCGUCUGGGACCCUGCCUAUGAGGAAUUUCCCAAUUCCCGGAGGACCUCGUACCCGGGCUGGGUGUACGUCGUGGUUGUCAUCGUGGCCGGUGUGCCCUGCCUCUCCAUCCCCGGCUUUGCCAUCUACAAGCUCAUCAGGAACUACUGCCAGAGGCCAGGGGACCACCAGGGGCUGGUCAGCGCGCCGUCCACGGCCUCCGUGAACGGGGACCUGAAGUGCUGAGUGGCCCCUCCCACAGCAUGUGGCGCCUGGUAUCUGAGGAGGGGCUGGGUGUACUUGUGUGUGUAUAUGUGUGUUCACAUGUGAGUGUGUACAUGUGUGAGUGUGUGCGCAUAUGUGACACACGUAUGUAUGCUGUAUGGGUGUGUGCAUGUGUGUAUGCACAGGUGAGUCUGUGCCUAUAUGUUUGCGUACAUGAGUGAGUAUGUAUACAUGUGUGGGCACGUAUAAAUAUGCACACGCGAGUAUAUGUAUGUGUGAGUGCAUGCAUGCUGUGUGAAUGUGCACGUGUGAGUGUAUAUGUGUAUACAUGUACAUGUGUGCAAACGCAUGUUUGCAUGUGUGUGCAUAUGCAUGAGUGUGUAUAUGUGUUUGAAUGUGUGAAGUGUAUGUGCAUACACAUGUGAGUAUGUGUAUAUAUCCCUGUGAGUAUACAUGAGCAUGUAUAUAUGCAUGCCAUGGGCAUGAGAGUACGUACAUGUGUGAGAGUGUGUAUUGCGUUGUGCACAUGUGUGUUUGUGUGUAUGUGUACACACAGCUAUGUGCAUGUGUGCAAGUGUGUAUGUGUGUGCGUGCAGGGGCAUGUGUUUGUGUAUACAUAUGCACGUUGCCUGCAGCACACACACCUGCCACGUGGGGCCCAGCUGCCCUGUCGCUUGCCCUCGGCAUGGAUGUGGUGGGGAACAGACUCUGCUCGGUCCUGCCACGCCCUGCCCAUGCUCUGAGGGAGAUCCAAGGCCGCAGGGUGGGGAGGCCACGCCUGCUGCGCUCACCCCGUGGGAGACAGGGGUGCGUUGCUGCCUCGGCUGCUUGGAGAGAGUCAUUGUCCACCACCCCUUCCCCUUGCUGGGAACUCCCACGGUGAAGUGGGGGUGCCUCUACACCGUGCCCAGGCACACCCUCCUCAAACCUGUCUGGAUGAGGCCGCGGCCCCCGGGCCAGUGAGUUGGAGGAAAUUGGCCGGAUCCUCCCAGGUCCUGCGGGUCUGCCAGCCCCUGAAGAGUUUCCGAGCCUUGGCAAGAUUCCGGCUUGAAGAAUGCUCGCUCGUUUAAUCAUUGCUUCUGGCUGCCACAGAUAGAUGAGCAGUUAAACAAAACCCAACUUGGCGUAAUUUAAGGAAGAAACACCCUUUGCGCCUUCUUAAAAGGAAUUAGCUGAACUUUUAGCCAGAUGUUGGAAAAGACGAGUUAUACGCUAACUCGGCCUCGGCCACCGAGCCUGAGGACGGUCCACGUGUCCUGAGCAACGUCAGGGACUGUGAAGCCCCCGGAAGACCAUCCACAUGGGGACACUCCCUGGAGGCGGCCUCGGUGCUUCCCUCCGGGCGUGGGAAGUGACAGCCCACCUCAGCCAAAGUGACCUGCCACUUGGGGUGUUUGUUCCAACAGACUAGUCACCUCCACUUUCCACGGAAAAUUCUGGAAGGUUGAGUUAAACUGGACUUUCUGAGAAUUCUCUGGGCAGGGAUGGGAGACCCAGUGGAGGGUGGGCCCCGGUGCCCUGCUCCUCCCCCUGGGAGGCGUCCUGGUGCACUCCACCCUGCUCAGGGCCUCCUGUCCAGCAGUGACCACAGACCUCAGCCCCAAGGUCCCAGCCCAGCACCUCCGAACACCUCGGCACAUCAAGUCCUUUAUGCACUGGUCACCUGGACGCCAUGAUCUACAAACUCCACAGGCAGAGCAGGUGGCUGCCCAGGACCCUCCAUCCAGGGCCAUGACGGCAUGCACCUGCCAGGAAGCCCAAGGCCCCAUGCCGCCCUGCCCACCCCUCCCCCGGUGCCGAUGGUUUCCUCAGGACUUCACCCCUCCUCCCCACAAAGCUUUCUGAUCUCCGACUGGGAAACAUCUGUCAGUGCCCGUCGAUACGGAUGCCUGGGAGCAGAGGCUCUUGGGCUGACCGGGUGGGGCUGAUCCAGGCAUUUAUGUCACCUGAGUCCUGCCCUGUUUUACAGACUUGGUGUUUUUGCAAAUUGUCAGAAAUGCCAGUUUUGUGGGCAUAACGUGUGUCUGUCUCAGUAAAUCACUCUAUUUCAUA
This is a messenger RNA of Equus caballus (horse), 4060 nucleotides long. RefSeq names its product solute carrier family 6 member 19 (gene SLC6A19). NCBI's taxonomy places the organism in Eukaryota, Metazoa, Chordata, Mammalia, Perissodactyla, Equidae. The record is from RefSeq and is a predicted model, not a curated record. Gene Ontology annotation, cellular component: plasma membrane. Gene Ontology annotation, biological process: sodium ion transmembrane transport.